Messenger RNA from Phoenix dactylifera (date palm), 1431 nucleotides. RefSeq names its product farnesyl pyrophosphate synthase 1-like. Gene Ontology annotation, biological process: trans, trans-farnesyl diphosphate biosynthetic process. Gene Ontology annotation, molecular function: dimethylallyltranstransferase activity; (2E,6E)-farnesyl diphosphate synthase activity. Gene Ontology annotation, cellular component: cytoplasm. The record is from RefSeq and is a predicted model, not a curated record. NCBI's taxonomy places the organism in Eukaryota, Viridiplantae, Streptophyta, Magnoliopsida, Arecales, Arecaceae.
CCGUCCUUGUCUCACGUCCCUAUUCCGUCUCUCGCUUCGCCGCCCCUCCCCCUGCUCCGUCUCUCUUUCUCACUCUGCUCUACUUCGUCUUCGUCGCUUGGCUGCAACCGGUGGCAUGGCGGACGCGGCGAACGGGAGGGCCGGAGGGGAUGUGAGGUCGAUCUUCCCCCAGAUUUACUUUCGCCUCAAAGCCGAGCUGCUCGAGGAUCCCGCCUUCGACUUCACGGACGAGGGCCGACAAUGGAUCAACAGGAUGCUGGACUACAAUGUGCCUGGAGGGAAGCUGAAUCGUGGGAUCUCUGUGAUUGAUAGCUACAAGCUGUUAAAAGGAUAUGAACUAAGUGAUGAUGAAGUGUUCCUAGCAUGUGCCCUUGGUUGGUGCAUUGAAUGGUUUCAAGCAUAUUUUCUGGUCCUUGAUGAUAUUAUGGACAACUCUCACACAAGGCGAGGUCAGCUUUGUUGGUUUAGAGUGGAUAAGGUUGGUCUUAUUGCCGCAAAUGAUGGGAUCAUACUUCGCAAUCACAUUCCUCGGAUUCUGAAACGGCAUUUCAGAGAAAAGCCUUAUUAUGUUGAUCUCCUUGAUUUAUUUAAUGAGGUUGAAUUUCAGACAGCUUCAGGGCAGAUGCUGGAUCUGAUUACUACUCAUGAAGGCGAACAAGAUCUGUCAAAGUACACAAUAACAGUUUAUCACCACAUUGUUCAGUACAAAACUGCCUAUUAUUCAUUCUACCUUCCGGUGGCAUGUGCAUUGCUGAUGUCUGGUGAAAAUUUGGACAAUUUUGUUGAUGUAAAAAACAUUCUAGUUGAAAUGGGAACAUACUUCCAAGUACAGGAUGAUUACCUUGAUUGCUUUGGUGAUCCUCAAGCAAUUGGAAAGAUUGGUACUGACAUUGAAGAUUUUAAGUGCUCCUGGCUUGUUGUGCAAGCCAUGGCACUUGUUAAUGAGAGUCAAAAGAAAAUAUUAACUGGGAACUAUGGAAAGUCAGAUCCAGCUUGUGUUGCGAAAGUUAAAUCCAUUUAUAAAGAUCUCAAUCUCCAGAAUGUAUUUUUUGAGUACGAGCGUUUGAGUUACCUACAGUUGAUUUCAUCAAUUGAAGGCUUGCCAAGCAAAGCAGUCCAGGAGGUGUUGAAGUCAUUCUUGCACAAGAUCUACAAGAGGCAGAAGUAGCUCUCUUAAUAUGAGACAUACUAAGUACUAACCAUGCUAGAGCGGCACUCUUCCUUGUGAUGCCUCUUAUCUCAUAUUGCUGUAGCAUUGGUGACCGGACAUCUAUGUUGUUGUAUUAAGCCGUGGAAAGCCACGCAUCCAUCUCUUUUGAGCUGCCCUAGUUCAGUGUUCUUCUGCCAUCCGUGUCUACUGAUUCGUCGGUUUUGUAAAUAUAGUUUUCUACUAGUUUUCAUUCGCUCAAAUAGAGUCGGCAUACUGCAGAU